AUGAUCGGCGACCCGGAUAUAGCCACGGCAGACAUGAUUGUCCCGCUCGGCCAGCGAUUCAAAUACGAGCAGGUAUCCACCCGAGCUGCGCUUAAGGCUGAGGAAGACGGCAAUCCGCUCAAGGUGUUAGACCUUGAUGACGACGACCUGCUGCUGCUGCCUCGCCGCGUUGUCGCCUACGCCUUCCGCGAGCGCCGAUUCGUCAUGCUCGAUAUCCUUUCGCUGAAGGAGAUCGAAACUUCGACCAACGUCUUCGAGGACCUCAAGAUUAACGAGCGGCACAAGAGAUUGGUCACAUCGCUGGGGAAAUCACAUCUCGACAAAAAAGCGGUCCAGAAGCUCCGCCCCAGUGUCAGUCUGAAUCAAGACCUCAUCCGUGGCAAAGGCUCUGGGCUGGUAAUCCUGCUCCAUGGUGUCCCCGGUGUCGGCAAGACUGCUACAGCGGAAGCUGUCGAAGACUCCCUCAAGGACAUCUUUCGUCUAGCGCACCUCUGGGACUGUGUCCUUCUGCUUGACGAGGCGGAUAUUUCCCUAUCCCGCCGGGAACUGGGAGACCUCAAACGCAAUGCGUUGGUCUCGGUGUUCCUCCGUGUCCUCGAGUACUACAGUGGUAUCUUGUUUCUUACGACCAACCGGGUCGGCACUCUGGACGAGGCGUUCAAAUCCCGGAUUCACGUCAGCUUGCAUUACCCUCCGCUCAACAAGCACCAAACACUCGAGAUCUUCAAAGUCAACAUCAGAAAGCUUCGGGAAAUCGUAAAGGAGAAGCAGAAGCUGCAAGACCAGUUGGAGUCCAAUACAACGAAGCAGCAUAAGAUUACUAUCGAUGCUCAAAGCAUCCUCCAUUAUGCGAAAUGGCACUUCGACGUCAACGAGGAGACUCCGGAGCAGAGAUGGAAUGGCAGACAAAUCAGGAAUGCCUUCCAGAUUGCCUACUCGCUUGCGCAGUUUGACUUGAAUGGUGCGGCCCCAGAUCAGGGAAAUUGGGCAGACGAACGCAGUACUACUACAGCAGGCUGCCUUAGGACUGGCGACGGAAGGUUGGACUAUCGACAAUUCGAAACGGUCGCCGACGCCGUCGCGGAGUUCGAGAAUUAUCUAACCCAGGCGACGAACGGGACAGACGCCGACCGAGCCCGCAAGGAUUUCACCCGGGAUGAUUACUUCGACUCCCGCCGGCAGUCGCAGAGGCCUGCCUACAACCCGCCGGUAUACCAGCGGCAGUUGUUGCCGAGCUCUCAAGCGGAGCGACCCAGGUACCGACCGCCUCCAGCACGCCGUGGCGAGCAACCCACUCCGACAAGGAAGCAGUACCGGCCUAGGCCUACCACACAGCAGGCGCACGACGGCAGGCCACAACAGCGUCCAGCGAAUGUCAUGAGCAGCGGCCCUAUCAGAAACAGCCCCGUCCCGCGGAAGCACCCAAAUGCCCGCGCCGGUAUGGCGAGGGCAGGACCAGGACAGCAAGAGCAGCAGCAGCAGCAGCAGCAGCAGUCACGGACAACCAACGCUCGCAACCCGAUCCCUAGACCUGCCCGGCUCGCCGGCGCCAAGUGCAGCGACUCUGGAUAUUCUGGAUGGAGCAGUGCCACGGCCCGCUCCCCUGGCCCUGACCUUCUUGGUGCGUCCCAAGACUGGCAACUCGAUGAGCAAGACGUCGCUGUGGAUGGUGAGUAUCAAGAUCAAGAUGACGGGUCGUAUGAGGAUCGGGAUGAGAGAUAUGGUGGUAGUGGGCAGUACGAGGGGGACGGUGACCGGUAUGGACCCCGCGGCGAGGAUCAGCCUGUUUAUGAUGACUUGGAUGGGAUUGAUGGCGAGGACGGGCAGUAUCUCGAUGACGACGAGGACCAGGAGCGGUGGCCGAAAUGAAGUUGUGGCAGCUGCGACAAUUGGCCCCCCCGGCUCAAUCUGACUAAAACGAAUCGUAUACAACUUCGAUCUCGGUUGCUUGUUUCCCCCCGUCUUCUUUACAUGGGAUACCUUAUCUUUUUCCCUUUAUCCCGCACUCUGUUACUAUUUCUCAUUUUCCUCUUCUCUUCUCUCCUACUUAGGUCUCUUAUACCUUUUUUCUCCUUUUGUGUGAUGUAUUCGUGUUGCGCUAGAUUUGGUGGUCCAGGUUUCGAAGACCGAGUAUGGCCUUUUUUGACCUUAUCCUGCGCGGUCUCGGCAGCCACGUGGGAGCUAAGCUGAGGGUUAGGGGUCUGGUUAUGAUGUCAUGAGCACAUCAAACAAGCAAUGGGAGAAACAUGCUCGCGUCAACUACUAAAGGGUAUACCUUCUAGAUU
Molecule: messenger RNA, 2285 nt
Organism: Chaetomium strumarium
Lineage: Eukaryota; Fungi; Ascomycota; Sordariomycetes; Sordariales; Chaetomiaceae
Product: P-loop containing nucleoside triphosphate hydrolase protein
Exons: 4
Coding region: 1-1869 (622 amino acids)
Molecular function (GO): ATP hydrolysis activity; ATP binding
Source: RefSeq, a predicted model, not a curated record